Messenger RNA from Carassius auratus (goldfish), 1614 nucleotides. Its product is annotated as GRB2-related adapter protein 2. Bases 184 to 939 code for a protein of 251 amino acids. Gene Ontology annotation, molecular function: protein binding. The transcript is spliced from 8 exons. NCBI's taxonomy places the organism in Eukaryota, Metazoa, Chordata, Actinopteri, Cypriniformes, Cyprinidae. The record is from RefSeq and is a predicted model, not a curated record.
AGAUGAUUUACACUUUCUAUUUCCCCUUUUUGCAGUCAUGCAUGCGUGUCGUGUUGAAUGCGAGAUAAACUUCUGUUCUGCCUCCAAAUAUGAAUAAUAUCUGAGCGCGGAGCUGCAGGUGAAGCUGACAUCGUGAAGCUCAGACGAUCAUCAUUUCAUGAGCUUCUCUGAGUUGUCUCCAUCAUGGAGGCGAUGGGGAAAUAUGACUUCAGCGCCACAGCGGAGGACGAGCUGAGCUUCAGGAAGGGAGAUACAAUCAAGAUUUUAGGCACCAAUGAUGACUGGUUCAAAGCAGAAAUAAAUGGCAUGGAGGGAUUUGUUCCUCGGAAUUAUAUCAACAUCCACUUUCCAAGCUGGUAUCAGGAGAACACCAGCCGUCACUCAGCACAGGAAGAGCUGAUGUGUCAACCAAUCGGAUCCUUCCUCAUCCGAGGCUCCCAGAGUGCACCGGGAGAAUUCUCAAUUUCAGUCAGACAUGAGAGUGAUGUUCAGCACUUUAAAGUGAUGAGAGACCGGCGCGGUCAGUAUUUUCUGUGGAACGAGACCUUCAGCUCCCUCAACAGACUGGUGGAGUACUACACACACAACUCCAUCUCCAAGCAGAGCCGUGUGUUCCUGCUCACAGAGCAGCGGAAUGCACCUGAUUUCCCGCACAGGAAGUCUGCUGAGCUGCCGCCCAUCUCUCAGGAGAGACACAAUUACAGAACAUCAGCUCCAGCCUGUCCUCGCCCAGCUGAACCCUCGCCACCACCCCCACCACAGGCGUCUGCACUUCAGGUUCGGGCCAUGUAUGACUUCACUGCCCAGGACGCAGACGAGCUGAACUUUCACGCUGGAGAUCUUAUUGAGGUUUUAGAUCAGUCCGAUCGUUUCUGGUGGAAAGGUGUUCUGCGCGGGAGAACCGGACUCUUCCCGGUCAACUACACCAAUCCUGUCUGAGGAGCCGCGACAGACGUUUGGCUCAAAAUCCUUUUCACCUAUAAUAAUGAUUUAUGAACACAUUUAUAUUACAGACGUUUUUUUAACUGCUUACACACAAAAUAUUUUCUUCUCACACAAUUUCUAAAAAACUGACACUCAAACAGCAGAAGCACACACCAAAUCUACAAAACCAUUCACUAACUCUCAGACUUUGAUUCAGUUUUCAAUUUCAGAAAAAAAAAAUUUGUGAAACACAACACACAAUUCUUUAUGUAACACACAAAAAUCUAACAGUAUUUAAUAUCAAGGCAAACGUUUUUGCUUUUGAGAUGUGUUUGUGAUAUUUUGAAUGCAGUGCUUUAUUUCGCAAGAGAUGUGAGGGAUUUUGCAUUUUGUGUGUGCAGUUCUUGGAUUUGUGUGUAAAGAAAGAAAUGUGUGCAAGCAGAUGAAAAAAAAACUGUAACAGUUCUGUUUUUAAGAAACACAUGUUCACCUUGUAAUGUGUAGAGAACACACACCUUUAAAGCAUUGCUCUUCCUAUUGGCACAGAGAUUUGGAAAUAUUGUGUUUUUAGUUUGAGCACUUUUACAAACAAGUUUAUGAAUCUUUCAGAAUUGUUAUAAUCCUCUGCAUUUGGACUGUAUGAAAUGUUCCUGAGAGCCAUCCAAUAUUAAAUCCAUAUAUAUAACACAU